ACGAAGUCGUGGAAAAGUAGGUGAACUCGGGAGUACAAAAUUAGUAGUUGCAUAAAUGGGAAACCAACCCUUGCGAAAUGUUAUUUUAAUUAUGUAAGAUGAAUAAAACAGACUAAAGGCAUCAAGAUUGCGUGUGAGUUGGAAUAUUAGGCUCGUUUUCAUGGAACCAGGCAAAAGGUGGCUUCCAAAUAUGAUGUAUAGCAAAUACAAAUGGUAAGUUUUUUCAAUUUUGACAUAGAGUCAGCACCUUUGACUCUACAGAAAUCGGUCAAGUCUUGUUUGAUAUUGCAACCAUCAUUACGCCUGAAACUGUGCACGUAAGGUAAAAUAAUCCUUUUUUAAAUAAAUUUUGGACAGAUGUGUGCACUGCUGCCAUAACAUGUUGAUCAACAACCUAACAGGACCACUCCUCUUGCCUUUUCGUUUAUAAGUUUCAUUCAGAAUUUUAUACUGAUUAAUUGCUAAAGCCAUACAAUAAUUGCAGAAAAAAAGUGGUUAUCAGUAAUUCGUUACUAUACUACUAAAUAUAUUUAUAUAUAUUUUCUUUCAAAAUUCAAGCGUGCCAAAUUUUACUCAACCAGUACAUAAGUAAAGAUAUGUCAUUUUUAGAAUGGCCCAAGGUAGACACCGCAGUAUCCUUUUUUAUCCAGGAUUGUUUGCGCAUCGGUUUUGUAUUUCCAAGAAGGUUUUUCCUUACCAAAAGUCUUUACGCCUAGUAAUUUUAACAACUCGUAGCAUGUUCUUUCUUGCUAGAGCUGCUUUCACAUAGAUUGGCCCUAUUUGUCAACUUUUUAAUUUUGUUUCCUGAUAUGAGCCAUAUUUUGCGUAAAUGUCUAGAAGCCGUUGAUAUUGGAUUGCUGACAAAAGAUCAGAUGACAGUUUGUCAGAUUUAAGUUCGAAAAUUCAUGUUUUACGUCUAAAAGUGUUACUAACCCUUUAACGAGUUCUGCGGCAGUUUUCAAAACAAUUGAGACCUGUUAUAUUAUGAGUCAUCUUAAAUGACUGAUUUGAAGACAUUUAUGCAAACUCUGAUAAAAAAAGCUGAUUCUGAGUCAAAAACAUUAAACUAAAAUUCAAAACUGUCAAUCUGUGAGAGUGCAGCUUUGAAAUGUCGUGGAGUUUUUUUUGUGAAUGAACUGGCAGUUUAAAAUUAAAAAUACAAUAUAACUAUAAAUGCACUGAAAUAAAUAUGUCUGCAUAAAUAAUCAUUGCACACCCAUAACACCAAAACGUAAACUCAAUAUCCAAUUAGGAUUUACACAGUUACAGAGCAACAAAUGUUUGAUUUGCAUUACAAGGAUAAACACUCUAUAGUUUGACCACAAUCUUGACUUAGCCAUCUGACAUAAGUUGUUGGAGGCACAGUGUGUUCACGGGACAUGUUUAUAUGUAGUUUGUAAUAAGAAUAACACACAAUAUACUUUACGUAAAGACAAGAAAAAUAGGAAUAAGCAAAGUGACCAUCGCUUUCGUGCAAUAGGUUGGGUUUCUAACUUUGUAAGUCAAUUUUGUGCGAGGGCAAGGCCAGACACACGUAAGUGAGCAGGCUCGACAAAAUAAUGUUGGGGUUAAAAAUGACACCGAUAGUUUUUCUUCACGAAAUGUGCCAAUAAGGGCCAGUGUAUUUUACACUCACUGUACCUUAUACUAAACAGCAAAGGAAGAGUACGACUAAUUUUUGCAAUAAGCGUUACGGAAUCUAUCUCAUUCACAGCACAAUGUGUUUACCUCAAUUCUGUGUCACAAUGUAACCAUAUUUACACAAGCAUUGCUGACCACGAACACUCAAUAUACCGACAUAUGCGAAGACAUGACAAGCACAAUCGUUUAUAACUCUUGUUAUAUUGAACAAAUAGCGAGUGGAUACUUAAACAUGUUUCCUUGUAUUUGCCAUUUUCUUUCUUCAAUACCAGCGUUCCUUGAUUUUGCAUUAUGCAGAACUAUCGCAAUCAGGUGAUCACUCAUAGAUAUUCAUAUAUAACAGAAUAAGUGUUAUUUUAUAACUAUAUUUCAUUUUUCAUUCUGUUCUUUUACAUCAUUAAUUUCUACAAAUAAUUUGACAUAUCUUUUAAAUUAUUUUAAUGUUUUGAUUGUUUAAGAGGUGAUGAGGUGGUCAACCCAGUGCUUCACAGGGAAGAUGUCAGGGCAUUCACCUGCGAAACAGUUAAAUGAAACAGUUUUAAUAACUUUGUUGAACAGAUAAAUUGACAAGGCAAUGGUUACUUAAUAAGUUCCUAUGCAAUAACUUUAUGUGCAACGUAAACACAUUAAAUACAUGUUGUUUGUGAAAAGUUAGUUGAAACUAAACACAUAUAAACGAAACUUUUGUAUAUCCUUUAUUCGCGAUUUAAUCACGAGUAAGUUAGUUUUAUUUCUUAAACAUUCAUAUUAUUGUACAUAAUAUGCUUAAAUAGUUGUUUUUAUGAUAUCAUUUCAGUAUUAACAUUUAAGGGCUUUUUUCUUGUUAUCCAUUUCGCCGAAUAUUAAGAAUUUGCAUGAGUGAUUAUUCUGCUGUUAAGGUGUCCAUUGAAGUUGCAAAUGAUGCAACACCAGGAAGUAUUUUCUUUACCAGCAAUAUAAACGAAGGUGCUGCUGAUAAUAUUGAAAUAACAGAAUCGAAUUCUUUACAACACAUAACGCUAUUAGACGACACACCAGACACUAUUCUGUUCGCAACUCCACUUUCUCAAUACGAACAGAAUCAUAAUAUUUGGGAGUUUAAUUCCCCUGAGGAGACAGACACUGACGAUGACGAGGAUGACGCCGAACAAGAGUACGAACUGCAACUAAUAAGCGAAAUAAUUUCAGACAAUGAUGGCAAUGAAGACCAUUAUAUUCCAGAAAGUAAAUCGGAAGAUGAAACACGGACAAAUGGUAAUAUGCCAACUUUCAGCAAGAUUGAUGAAUCUCUGGUAUCGAUUUCACCGGAAACAUCAUCGCCUUUAACAGUUGUAAUUUCGGACCAUUCAUCCACCAUUUAUAUUGAUAGUGACGUUGAAGAACAUUUAACCACAAAAAGAAGACGCAACUCUGAAACAUUUGUCAAUACAAAUGUUCAAACUGCUCUGCAUUCGAAAUUGAGUAAAAACAUCCAACACGUCGAAGGUCACUCCAUUUUGGACGAGGAUGUUGACAUAUUUGGUAUGUUUGGUGUAGUUAGUCACGAUGUACAGAAAGAUUCCGGCAUAGCAAAAUCACAUCAUAUCUCUACUUCUACCCACAAUACAACGCAAGACGACGAAUUAAACCUUGAAGAACUGGAUUCAGAAGAUAGGGAACUUAGUGAAUCAUCGACAUCAAAAAUGACACCAUACAUCAAGAAUGAGCUAAAAUUUGCAAUACAGUAUAAAAGAUUGACGAGAGGCGAGGACGAGCUUGUUCUAGAACCAGAGGAACCGAAGGAUUAUAAGCUUACCCCAGAUGAGAUACGAAGGCGCAAUUUACGAAUGGAGGUGAAUAGGCGUUCUGCAAAGAAGUCCAGAAUCCAUCAAAAGCACAGAGAAAACAAAAUCAUUACGCGAUACGAACAUUCCAAAAUGGAAAACGAAAGACUUAAAAAAGUUAAGGCUGACUUAACGGCUGAAAGGGAUCGACUGAAGCUCACGAUGAACCACCGUGAAAGAAAUGUUGAUUCAGUUAUAGCUGAUAAUUUCCCUUUGUUGCCAUCUACAUAAAGUUGCAAUAUAUCUGAACAACAUCAAUAUCAAACUACUUCUGAGCAAAAUCGUAUUGACAAGAAUGACAUCUGAUAAAGCCAAGCUCGUUUGCAAAAAGUUAAACACACAGACAAUCGCUUUUCAUGUAAGAACCAGGCUUAAUAAAGUAUACACCUCGAGGUAUUUUGUAGAUAUUGUGGAUAGCAUUUUUCGUUAUCUUUUUUCUUACCGUCAAAUCCUUUCCGUUACAUUCCUGAAAAUAAUUUGGAUCGGUUACCGAAUAUGUAAGAUUUUAAGGUAAACGGAUAAGAUUACUACACAAUGCAGCAUAUUCAUGUUUAAAUUUAUGAAAUUAUUAAAAAAAUGUAUAUGACCAUUUUUUCGCCUUUUUUCUCAUUUAGACAGGUGAUUAUUUUAAUAAGCCUGUUUUUUAUUUGAUGAUAUAGAUCGUGACUACAAAAUGACUUACAAAGAUGCCAACAAGUUGGUUUUAAAAUAAAAUGAAAUGAAGAAGCAUGUGUUUGAAAGAUGAACCACCUUGAAAGAAAAAGAGGAUUCAGUUUUGAUUGAUUAUUUCCCUUGCACUGAUCAGUUCUGGAGAACAUCAAUUUUAAGUACUUGUUUGUUAACUCUUUUUCGUACUUUUGUAGAUUUGAGACGACAGUUUUAAAAUCCAUCUCGUAAACGUUAUUCUUACAGUGAACUCCUUUCUGGUUAUUUCAUAUACUUCCUGGUGUUGCAUUUUUGAAGAUAAUUUGGUUUGGUAACCGGAUUAUAAUAAACGGAUUAAAUUUCUAUAUAACGCAGAAUGUGAAUGUUUUAACCAUUUAAUCAUAUUUAAAUAAACGGUAUUUUACCAGUUAAGGCGUUGUUGUUGUAUUUUUUUCCCUUAUAUUAGCGUUUGAUUGUUUGUAUAAGGAUCAGGGGCACGUUUAAAUAUAGGACCUUAAAUGUAACUUUAAAAGGACCAACAAAGACGGCAACCCUUUGGUUAUUGAUAAUCUCAGCCGUGAAAUGUUCUUAAACAUAUACCGAUGCGCAUUGCUGUUAUAAUGAAUUUAUCACAUGUUUUGGUAAUUUUCUGGUUAUAAAGCUUUUAAAUUCUGAAAAAAGAUACUC
Mya arenaria is the source of this 4775-nucleotide messenger RNA. RefSeq lists its product as uncharacterized. Bases 2496 to 3674 code for a protein of 392 amino acids. The record is from RefSeq and is a predicted model, not a curated record. The transcript is spliced from 4 exons. NCBI's taxonomy places the organism in Eukaryota, Metazoa, Mollusca, Bivalvia, Myida, Myidae.